Messenger RNA from Trichomonas vaginalis G3, 811 nucleotides. Its product is annotated as organellar and viral DNA polymerase type B. The record is from RefSeq and is a predicted model, not a curated record. The transcript has a single exon. The annotation marks the transcript as partial. NCBI's taxonomy places the organism in Eukaryota, Parabasalia, Trichomonadida, Trichomonadidae.
AUGUAUCGGAAGUUGUCUAAGUUAGAACACUCGGAAAUAAAACAACUUCUUACAGAAGCUAAUAUAGAUGUUGCAAAGCAUUACGCAACAAACAAAAAAGCACUCGCUGACUUCAUUAAAGACUAUAAUGGUGCAAUAAGUUAUGAUAGAAUUCAUGAGUUCAUAAAGCCGCAACGCGGCGAGGACGAAGUCCAUGCAAGAGCAUUUCCUUUAAAUGACAUUGCUAUUGACUUAUAUCAUAGACGUUCAAUACCUCAUGAAGUAAGAAGAGAAAUGUUUGACAUAACAAAUGCAAACGUUGGUCAUACUCGUAAAGCUCUUUCGCAUGAUGUUCGUCAAGAAAUGUUUGACAUAACAAAUGCAAACGUUGGUGAAACAAGAAGAGCUGUACCUCAUGAAGUAAGAAGAGAGAUGUUUGACAUAACAAAGCCGCAUGACGGCGCGGGCGUAGCCCAUGCGAACGUUGGUGAAACAAGAAGAAGAGACGACACACUGAAACAACAGAGAAGAGAGAUGUUUAAAAGUGCUAUAGAACAAGUUCGCAAAGCUAACGAUGUCAUUCGUUCCAUUGACGACAAACCAAAAGAAGGUGAGAGAUGGUUAAAGAAAGAUGAAGAGAAUAGGAAGAGAAAUGUGAAGUCAGGCAAUAGACUCAUUGACUUUAACAUCGAAGCUUUAGAUGAACCAAACAGAGGAUAUUUACACAAACAUUUCGGUAAGGUUUUCAUGAGACUCUUAGAGAAAAUUAAAAUAAACUCCAACAGAGAUGGAUGGUAUGUUAUAAACUUGGUGGAAAGUAUGAAUGUUCUAC